Molecule: messenger RNA, 2680 nt
Organism: Macadamia integrifolia
Lineage: Eukaryota; Viridiplantae; Streptophyta; Magnoliopsida; Proteales; Proteaceae
Product: AP2-like ethylene-responsive transcription factor TOE3
Exons: 9
Coding region: 656-2215 (519 amino acids)
Biological process (GO): regulation of DNA-templated transcription
Molecular function (GO): DNA binding; DNA-binding transcription factor activity
Source: RefSeq, a predicted model, not a curated record
GAGACUAACCAGUAAAGUCUCAAAGAGAGGGAGAGAGUAAUAAGUAAAGACCCCUUCUAAAGCAAAAGGGUUAAUGGAGAAGAGAGAGAAAGUAUCUGUAUAUGAAUGAUUGAGAGAGAGAGAGAGAGAGAGAGAGAGAGAGAGAGAGGCGUUAAGGGCCGGUGCUUUUUGCUAAGCUUUCUCAGCCCUGGCCUCGUCUAUGCUGUAUUCGGCACUUGGAGUUUGGGUGGAUUCAAGUUCUGGGGGACAUCUCGUCUACAGCCUAUUGCCUUUUGGAAACCACACCUUCCUCUUCUUAUAGUCUUAGGUUCUUGUUUCUCUGAAGAUUAUUAUAUGUAUUCUGUAUACACCUGAUCCAGAGAUAUAAGAACUGUGAGGGGAAAGAAAAAAAAGAAGUCUUGUGCCACUAUUUAUAUAAACCCAGAUGUGAUACAUAUAGAUUAGAUAGAUAUACGCAUAUAUAUGAAGAGUGGAAGAACAGAUGAUGGGAUUUGCUGACAGGAACCCAAAUUCCGGUUUCGAUGGGGAGAGAUGACCAGUGAAGCUAGACUGUCAUUUGUAGAUACGAGGAAAGAUCGGAGAAAUCCGGAUCUUCGAUCUUCUGCAGACCAACAACGGAGGAGGAGAAAGAGGUAAACACUAAUUAAGAAACGGUAUGUGGGAUCUCAACGACUCACCUGAUCGGAGGAGAGACGAGGAGUCGGAGGGCGGCUUCUCUGUAGACGGAAACGAUGAGAAGGGGAAAGGAGUUGGAUCCGUUUCCAAUGACAAUUCGAGUUCUUCUGCUUUGGUUAUCGAAGAUGGAUCGGAGGAAGAAGAGGAAGAGGAUGGCGACGAUGGUGAUGAAGGAACGCGUGGGAAGAAGAACAGUAAGAUCUUUGGUUUCCCUGUGAUGACCCAUAACGACAACAACAACAACAACUAUGCUUCAGAGAGUGACCAGGUCGUGACUCGGCAAUUUUUUCCUACGGAGGAACCGGAAAUGGGGACGACCCAGGGUGCUGCUUCCUCUCCUUUCCCAAGGGCUCACUGGGUUGGCGUUAAAUUCUGCCAAUCUGAACCCCGCGCCCCAACUGCUAGGGCCGCCGCCGAGGUUUCGCCGCCAAUGAAGAAGAGUCGCCGAGGGCCCAGGUCUCGAAGCUCUCAGUAUCGUGGUGUCACCUUUUACAGGAGGACCGGCCGUUGGGAGUCUCACAUAUGGGACUGUGGAAAGCAAGUUUAUCUGGGUGGAUUCGACACUGCACAUGCAGCUGCCCGUGCCUAUGACAGAGCAGCUAUCAAGUUUCGGGGAGUUGAAGCAGAUAUAAAUUUCAGUAUUGAAGAUUAUGAGGAAGAUAUGAAACAGAUGAAAAAUUUAACAAAAGAGGAAUUCGUACAUGUUCUCCGCCGCCAAAGCACCGGGUUUCCGAGAGGAAGUUCCAAAUUCAGAGGCGUUACCUUGCACAAAUGUGGAAGAUGGGAAGCUCGCAUGGGCCAGUUCUUGGGCAAAAAGUAUGUGUACCUGGGCUUGUUCGACACCGAGGUUGAAGCAGCCAGGGCUUACGAUAAAGCUGCCAUAAAAUGCAAUGGGAAGGAAGCUGUGACUAACUUCGAUUCCAGCAUUUACGAAAACGAGCUCGAUUUGGCUGAAAAUGAUGCCGGGCACAAUCUGGAUUUGAGCUUGGGCAGUUCUACUUCAGCCUCUAAAAGGGGAGCUCGUGAAUCCGGGGAUGACAAUCGAUCAAGCGCUACCAUGGACUAUCAAUCCUCUUCUUCGCCGAUGCCAUUUGAACCAGACUGGGUAACUGGCAAUGGGGGUUUCAGGCACACCCAUUUCAUCCAAUCUCCGGUUAUCUCCUCAUUCAAGCCUAAUGAGUUGCAGAGAUAUGGGUCAUUGAGCAGAAGCGGGGAAGCUUCAGCGGUUCACAUCCUGCAACACCAUUACCAUCCUCCAAAUUAUCAAUUUGGUGGUGGUGGAGCUGGAGGGCUGUCUCUAGCUACAGGAGGAGACACACAGCAAUGGCAAUCGGGUUGGAACAACAGAGGGGGCAGUAGUAGCAGUAGUAGUAAUAUAAAUGGUCGCUGGGCAGCUUCAACUGCUGCUGCUGCUGCUGGAUCACCCCAUCUGUUCGCGACCCCUGCUGCAGCAUCAUCAGGAUUCCCAUCAUCCCCGAUAAUAAAACCCCCAAACUGGCUGCACAAGAAUGACUUCCACUCUCUCAUGAGACCUAACUGACACCCAUCCCUUUUUCCUAUCAAGUCUUUCUGCAUCGCCAUCUCUCUCUUGAUAGAAUCCUUCAGUUGAGAGUUAAGCCACACAUCUGUUGGUCGGCAAAGGCACUACCAACUCCAUGUUUUUCAGCAGUGAUUGAUAAAAGAAAGGAAAAGAACCUCCGCAGAGGGCCCAAAACCCAGGCCACAAAAGAAGAUUGAAAUGUGCAGUAGCCAAUUGCUAAUACAUCUGCAGCAGCUCUUCUGGUUUUUUUUUUUUUUUUGGGAGGUUGGGUCAUUGGUCAAACAAAAAAACUAGCAAUGAAGAAAUUUCUGACACGUUUGCUGAUCUAAUCUGAUUUUAUUUGAUACCAAAUCUUCUCAGUACUCAAGAGAGUAGACCCCUCACGUUUUUUCCUUUUCCUAAUUGUAAUGUCUAUAUUUAUACUUACGUUCAGCAUUAUUAUAUUGAUAUUGAUGAAUUAGGCUA